Messenger RNA from Endocarpon pusillum Z07020, 579 nucleotides. RefSeq lists its product as uncharacterized. Lineage: Eukaryota; Fungi; Ascomycota; Eurotiomycetes; Verrucariales; Verrucariaceae. The record is from RefSeq and is a predicted model, not a curated record. The transcript is spliced from 2 exons. The coding region runs from base 1 to 579 and encodes 192 amino acids. Gene Ontology annotation, cellular component: membrane.
AUGAGCUUUCUCAAGGCAAUCCGCGAGUGCCUCACAGGCCAGGAUGAGCCCGAGUACACCAAGACCAACGACGAGAAGACCGAGGUUGGUUGGAGGUACCCCGAAGAAAAGAACACUCGUCCCCAACCUACCACCGAAGAACUCGCCGCCUCCAUCCUCUCCACCCUCUUCACCGCCGAAAAAUCCGGCCACGAUCUCGACCGCCGUGUCCAAGACAUCGUCCGUUCCUGCGGCUGGUACGAAGGCCUCGCCAAGCGCGUCCUGGACGGUCUCGUCGCUGCCGUGAAAUCUGGGGCGGCCAUGGGUGGGGCCAUGAAAGAGGCAUCCGACAAGGCCACCGUUGCGGCUUCUGAUUUCGUGCACGAACACCCAGUCUUCACUGCUGCGGUGGCUGUUGUCGUCGCGAUUGGGAUACUGGUUCUUCUCGCGCCAUGGGCUGUUGAAGCGUUAGGAUUUGGGGAGUUAGGUCCCAUUGAGGGCUCAUUUGCGGCGUGGUGGCAAUCGACCUUCCCGGAUGUCGAGGCGGGAAGUUUCUUCUCUUACCUGCAGAGAUUGGGCAUGAGGUGGGGGAGGAAAUGA